GCUCACCAGCCGAGGAAACUUAUAACCUCGGGACGCAGGGCCCUCCCCUCAUUGCAGUCACAUACCUCCGGUAGAGCGGACCAAGCGGCCAGCAGCUCCUGCCACUCCGGGCACCUCUGUCGCUGGGACCCUCAAGGAACUUUCUCCACCCACAAGUUACCAAACCAGCCACAAUGUUGGUGUUACUGGCUGCCAUCUUUGUGGUCCACAUUGCCACCUGUGUGAUGCUGUUUGUUUCCACCAUCGCCAAUGUCUGGGUGGUUUCAGACUCUAUUAACGCAUCUGUAGGUCUUUGGAGAAAUUGCACCAGUGGGGACUGCAGUGGAGGCCUGUCAUACGGCCAUGAAGAUGCCCUCAAGGCAGUGCAAGCCUUUAUGAUCCUCUCCAUCAUCUUCUCCGUCAUCUCGCUCAUCAUCUUCGUGUUCCAGCUCUUCACCAUGGAGAAGGGAAAUCGGUUCUUCCUGUCAGGGGCCACCAUGCUGGUGUGCUGGCUGUGCGUGUUGAUUGGAGCCUCCAUCUACACUCACCGUUACGCCAAUGGCGAUAGCAACACUUUUGACCGAAGUCACCAUGGCUAUUCCUUCAUCCUGGCCUGGAUCUGCUUCUGCUUCUCCUUCGUCGUUGGCGUUCUCUAUCUGGUCCUGAGAAAGAAAUAAGCCUGAACAAGUGUAUGGGGACCUGGGGGGUGGGGAGGAGGAAGCAGUCGAAUCUGGGAGGGAAGCGGAAGUUGUGCAGGAAAAACAGUGGGGAGGGGGGCGGGGGAGGGGGAAGGAAGGGUGGGAGAGGCCCAAACCCAAACUGUGGCUGGGGAGAUUCUCUACUGUCAAGCCCCUGCCCUUGGGAGAGUGUUGUUGGCUAGUACAUUGACGCAGGCCAGAGAGCCUCCCUCCGGCCACCAGACUCGGCCUCAGCAGUUGUUAGUUAACACAUACCACCUGGGGCCCCAUCAGCUGCCACCCCUCUGGCUCCAGUUCCAACGGUGCAUUGUGGGUCAUGCGCUGAGGUCCUGCAGGCCUUCUGCACCAAGUUCAAAUAGCGGUACAAGUUCUGGCAAGAGCAGAUCUUGUCUUUGUGCUGAGUACAUGAGGCUUGGAUGCCAUCCCACCCUUCUGAUCCAAAGCAAAACAUCACGUUCCAGUCUGCAGUGAUGGGAAGGCCAAAGAAGGCCUUUGGCCAGAGAACCAUUGUCUUUUUCUAGAACAGAUAUUUAGCUCUGUGGAAAUCAGUGGCAUUUGUGACAAAAUGGGAGGAAGAGAGGUAAUUUAUAAGGCCAAGUUGGUGGGUUAGCUAAACCAAGACAAAGAACUUUUCACCAUGGAAGGCCUGGCGAUGGUCAGAGCCCAGACCAGACCUCACACAGCUGUCCUUUGUGGACAUCUCUUGCCGUGAACUUUCCAAGGCCUCUUGCUUAAAGCCAAGGCAGCUCUUCUGGAGUUUCUUAAGCCACUAGCAACCAAUUCAGUGGUGAAGGCACCAUAUACACUAUGGGACCAAAGGAAAAUCUUGCCACAGUGCUCUGUUAGGGUUAUGUUUUUAGGAUUCCCCUGAGUGCAGUCAAUGUCUCUUGUAAGUUUAUAAUGGAAGAGAGGUGGACACAGCCCCUUGUAACAUGAUUCUAUUACCCUUCCUCUAAAUUAUGAACUCCUGAGCUCAUUCGAUCUAAUUAUGCAUAUUGAGAAUCAACUUCUGGGCUCAGUGGCAGCCCUCGCUUUGACACAGGCUAAAAGCGUUCACCUCUCAAACUCCCAUCCUGUUUCACAGGUGAGACAUUGCAAUUCGGGAAGUUGAUUAAAAACACAGAAACCAAAACCAAACAACCGGUCCUUGGGUGAAAGGUGCUAUAUAAUUGUGAAGUAUUAAUCAUAGGCUAUUUCAGUCAUGAUAAGAACAGAGUGCCUGCCCCCAGGAAAAUGAGAAAAUCCCAUGAGACAAUUAAAAAAUGCAGGUGAUGGGCAGAUAUUUUCUUUUUCUUCUUAAGGCAAAAACUCUUGUGGUCCCCAGUCAGAUGGGCCCGCAGGAGCAUUCUAUAUAGAAGUAGUAUGUCAUUCCUAGUUAGGCAGGCAUUUUAAGUCAUCUCAGAUUCUACCUAAAGGGUCUUUUGAGGAAGACAUUUUCUUUACCAUCCCAAGAAGAUCUACUGCAGGGAGAAUCUGAGACAUCUUGCUUACUUACCUUCCUCUGGCUUCCUCCUUAUAUGCCUCUUAUGUAUUUUUCUCUUUUUGGGAAGUUGUUAUACCAUAGUUGCUGGUAUUUAUGUAAAGGGACUAUUACUAAGUAUAUUUCUCUAUGUUUAUUCUGUUUAUGGGAAUGUCUAGGGAAGGUCACCCAACUACUUGGGCUAAGGUAGAGAGAUUGGCCAGCAAAAACUGUGGAAGAUGAACUUUAUAAUUAUGAUUUAAUCAUCACAUGAUUAUAGAACCCUGUCUUAUGUGCAGAAGCAUAUUUAGAUAUCAGAAAUAUCCAAAAAAGAGAGUUGCAUUUUGUUAAAAAGUUGAACUAUGACUGGAGCGAACCAUAUAUUCCCGUGUCUUUUACUGGUUUUUCUGUGACAUUUAUGUGUCAUGUAAUUGCAUUACAUUGGUGGGGUAUUCUAGUACUGUAUUUGGCUUCUUCAUUAAUAGAUUAUUUCUUAUACUAUAAUUGUAAAUAUUUUGAUACAAAUGUUUAUAACUCUAGGAAUAUAAAAAUAGAUUCUGAUUCCCUUCA
Oryctolagus cuniculus (rabbit) is the source of this 2706-nucleotide messenger RNA. RefSeq names its product epithelial membrane protein 1 (gene EMP1). Gene Ontology annotation, cellular component: plasma membrane. The record is from RefSeq and is marked provisional. Lineage: Eukaryota; Metazoa; Chordata; Mammalia; Lagomorpha; Leporidae.